Choloepus didactylus (southern two-toed sloth) is the source of this 7234-nucleotide messenger RNA. It is a transcript of the gene DPH6, whose product is annotated as diphthamine biosynthesis 6. The record is from RefSeq and is a predicted model, not a curated record. Bases 244 to 1227 code for a protein of 327 amino acids. Gene Ontology annotation, biological process: protein histidyl modification to diphthamide. Lineage: Eukaryota; Metazoa; Chordata; Mammalia; Pilosa; Megalonychidae. The transcript has 10 exons. Gene Ontology annotation, molecular function: diphthine-ammonia ligase activity.
CCGUGCCUACGCAUCAUUCUUUUCUGCGCUGGAAUGGGCGGGCCACAGGAGCAUGGCGUCGACCGACCGCAUUCUCCGCGCCCGUGUAUGUCGUAGGGAGCUACAGGGCUGCAGCGCGGAUCCGCGUUCAGGCAGCGCAGUGAACACCCGGGCGAGGCCCCGCAGCGCGUCACGCCCCGGCGCCGCAGCGGCCGCGCUCCAGCUCACACCCGCCCCGCAGCACGCACGCGCACUGAGCUCAGCAUGAGGGUCGCAGCGCUAAUCAGUGGUGGGAAGGACAGCUGUUAUAAUAUGAUGCAGUGCAUUGCUGCUGGGCAUCAGAUUGUUGCUUUAGCAAAUCUAAGACCAGCUGAAAAUAAAGUGGGGUCAGAUGAACUGGAUAGCUACAUGUAUCAGACAGUGGGUCAUCAUGCCGUUGACUUAUAUGCAGAAGCAAUGGCUCUUCCCCUCUAUCGUCGAACUAUAAAAGGAAAGAGCGUGGAUACUGGACGAGUGUACACCAAAUGUGAAGGUGAUGAGGUUGAAGAUCUCUAUGAGCUUUUGAAACUCGUUAAGGGCAUCACUAGAGUGACCUUGCUUGCUGAAUAUGAUGCUCUGACUCUCCAAGAUUUUCACAUGCAUUUGGAAGUGGGCAGCCAGGCGAUUGUUUACAGGACUCCAAGUGAACUGUGCACUCACUGCAAGUUUGAUAAACACACAUUUCCUCCUUUUAUCAGCAAGAUUGCAGAAUGUAAAGAAAAAGAAGAAGUAGAGGGAGUAUCAGUAGGUGCUAUACUUUCUGACUAUCAACGUGUUCGAGUAGAAAAUGUGUGUGAAAGGCUUAAUCUCCAGCCUUUAGCUUACCUUUGGCAGAGAAAUCAGGAAGAUUUGCUCCGAGAGAUGAUAUCAUCUAAUAUUCAAGCAGUGAUCAUCAAAGUUGCAGCUUUGGGUUUAGAGCCACAUAAGCAUCUUGGAAAAACCCUGGAUCAAAUGGAGCCUUAUCUCUUAGAGCUUUCUGAGAAGUAUGGAGUCCAUGUUUGUGGCGAAGGUGGAGAGUAUGAAACGUUCACUUUGGAUUGCCCUCUAUUUAAGAAGAAAAUAAUUGUGGAUUCAUCAGAAGUAGUGAUACAUUCAGCUGAUGCAUUCGCACCUGUAGCUUAUCUACACUUUUUGGAAUUGCACUUAGAGGAUAAGGUGUCUGCAGUACCUGACAACUCCACAACAUCUAAUUGUGUAUAUAAUUCUUGAAAAGCAUUUUUGUAAUGGUUUACUGACCUACCAUUUCUAUAUGAAAAAAAAUUGCAUAACAUUUGCUUGAUUAUUAUGACUAGAUUUUUCUCAUUACUGUUUUUUUCUGGAUUGUUUAUAAAUAUGUGCCUUCAUCAGAAGUUAAUAGAGCCAUCGAUUAAUUGAGGAAAUGUGAAUGCCUUGUUCAUUAAUAUUGCCAACUUCCUCAGGAUUUGCUCUUUCUGUCCUUUGUUAACACAUCCUCCUUCUGACCUGAAUGUGAUACAUGCUUUUUUUUCUUUUACUUCAUCUCCAACCCUCUUUUCUGUAACCUGUCUUUGCUUUCAUCACAGUGAUUUCUUUUCCUCCUUCUCUUUUUCCUCCUCCUAUCUCUACCGAUAAUGUUACGAUGCAGAGAAGAAUUUGAAAAUGAGGAUGAAAAGGCAAUCACUUUAUUUAGCUUGCCAAAUUUAUUCUGCUGGGUGUCAUCAAUGUGAUCUAUCAUUUUUUUUUCUUUGAAUAUUUUCAUUGUUGAAGAGCUUCAACAUUGUUGACUGAUCAGAAAGAAUAUCAUUAACUUUCACUGGUUAUUUUAUAACUGCUAACAAAAUGACCUUAGAGAACUCUGUUUUAUCUUCAGUAUUAUAACUUAAUAGUUAAGACUUUUUUUGUAGCAGGAAACAGGCUUUGAGGUAGCAAGAUUAUUAUAGAAAUGGGAAACUCGACAUCUUCUCAGUGUGAGUUCAGGGGAAAUAGUGGGAGCUACCUUACCAGAAUCUCAUUGCAUCUCAAUGGCUCAUAUUAGCUGGCAUCUUAUUCCAGAAUCAGUCAGAUUUCAGGGUACAGCUUUGGCCAAAUCACCGGCUUUACUUCUGAACCCACCGAGAUAGUAUAGAAGGUGGUUCUCUGGAGGAGAAAAAAAAAAGUGUGGUUAUCAAAAGAAAAAUGAAUAGAUGCUGGGAAGCAAAAAUGACAGAUACCCACAUAUUUUAUCAGAAUCACAUUGCUAUUUCAAACUCAUAUUAACAAAUUAAUUAACACUUUAUCCUCAAAUGCUGUACCUUGAAUAAAAUGCCUUUCCGAAACCUAUAUCUGUUCCCUAAAUUCCCUGUUUCCAUUUGCUCAGUGACGUUGUUUACAGUCUAGUUUGACCUCAGUUACUUUGAUGAACUGCGUUGGCUUUUCUUGAUCCUCAUAAGUCUAAUCCUUUCCCUUAAUAGUACUGGCCACCAUCUCCUUUUUGAAAUUUUCCCCUGUAAUGCUUAUAUAUCACUGUACUCUUUUGACUUUUAUUCUCCCUCUCUCAAGUUUUCAUCUAUCUCCUUCAGUAGAUUCUCAUCUUCUUACUUUCUGUGUACAUAUUCUUCAAGUUCUUUAUAUAGCUCUCUUCUUUUUUUUUUUUCUUCCAAAUAUUCUCUCUUUCAGGAAUUUUAUUCCUGCAAAUUUGCUUAUUACCUCUAAGCAGAUGAUUCCCAAGUCACUCUCUUUCUUGUUUUUAUACUGCUCUUUCUACUCUAUCUCCUUAACUCUAGCUCCUUAUUCCUAACUGACUGCUGGAUGUGGCAGUAUGUAUCAAUCACAAUAUGUACAAACCUUGAACUCAUUAUCCUAUCCAAAUGUACUUUUUUCCUGUUUUUGUUAUUUAACGUGAUUUCUUCCCCUUAGUAUCAAGCACAGUAUAUUGGCAUCAUCUCUGACAGCUUUCUUUUACUUGCCAUUGACAUUCAGUUGGUUAUCUAAUCCUUUAUAUUUGAGUUCUAAAAUGUCUUUUGUACCAUUCCAUCCCCAUGCCCUUCUCUCUAGUUAAAGUUGUGUCUUGCCCAAACUGUUAGGCAAGAUACAGCUUCUUUGAGUAGACUCUGCUUUCAUUUUCUCCAAAUUUAAUUCCACUGCCAUAUUGAUUUUCCUUUCUGUAUUUUAAUUUCCUGCAUAAAAAUUCACAGUAGUGCUACAUUGUCUCCUAAAUAAAUAAAUGACCAUGAAUUGAAGGCCAUCUGAUAUUCUGCAUAUGUCCUUUUUCAGUCUUGCCCCAUGACACCCCUACAUAUAUCCUUUGCCCCAGUAGUACUGAACCAUUGGACACUCCCUUAUUAUCCCUUCUGAUUCUCUGCUCCCUUGCCUUUGCUCAUUCUAUCUUAUCUGCCUUCCUUUCUUUAACUGUUUACACCCUGCCAGUUAUACAAAGUUCAUCUCAAAUACUUUCUCAUUUAUUUAGCCACACCAGAAGAAUCGCUGUAGCUCUGUUUCUCCUUUUCUUCUGAUAAAUACUUUUAUUCGGCUUUACUUUAUAGUCUGCAGGCUUAAGAUUCUACCAGAUUGUAUAUAUCUUGAAAACGGAAACUGUUAUUUUUUCUUUUUCAUAUAUACCCUUUGUAACAGUUAUUAGGUCUGCAAUAACAAUUUUUUAGUUUAACUGAUUAUUUUCGUACUUUAUUUUUUCUUCUUACGGGCUUUUGAUACACAUGCUUCCAUUUCAUAUUGCACAUCUUUUAAUGACAAGUCAGUUUACUUGUUGGUUUUUCUUUCAUAUCUGGUUAUUAGAAAAAAAUGCUUCAAGCAAAUUAGAAUGUAAAAUACAACUUUUAGAGAGGUUACUUAUAUAAAUUUUACGUUAUCACUUAGAUUUUCACUUUCUAUAUGAUGACCCUUAAACUUUCCUAUUAGAUGAUCUAUUUGAAUUUUACCUUUAAGUAAAAUCUUAAAUUAUUAAUGUGAUUGUAAAAAUGAUAUCAACUAAACAUGGGAUCCCAAGCAAAAUAGCUGGAUAAUGGAAGGCUCUGGGUUAAAAACGAGGAAAUAUAUUAAAAUUUCUUUGGGGCCCUGACUUUAUUGCUUGUGGCAAACUUGAUGCUAAAAUGUACCAUUCAUCACUACUAUGACAGGUUUGAGAAAAUGAAAAAUACAAAGCUUUACAUAAAUCAAGCAAAAAAUCAUAUUAAAAUGCAUGACCUUUUACAGAAAAAUCAAAAUUUUUACUUUUAACUAUUCAGAUGCUCUCUCUUCCUUAGGUAGUUGUUUGAAAUUUCCAUACAGCUUUAUGAAAAAUGGUUUUUCCAAUUAAUUGCUAGCAAAGCCAUUGUGUUUUUGAAGAGAUAAGGUUCACAGAAAUUUAGCCUCAGUUUUACAAUAUACCCUACUAUCAUGUAGUAUUUAAUUUUGUUUUACUUGAAAUAAUCUCAUGGGAUGAUUAUAUAUUUUAUGUAAUUAUAAAAUCCCACAUUGUUAGAUAUUGUAACUUUUGAAAGACACUUUCAAUCUCAUAUCCUAUUGUUGGCUCAUUCAGUUUUUAUGAUUUAUUUUAGAACUAUCAAAUAUUUUUUAAAAUAUGCUAUGCCAUAUAAACUAUCUUUGUGCUUUUUUUUUUCUCUUUAACCCAACACAUGCCUAUGAGCACCUACACUGUUUAAAAAACUGUGUUAGGUCUACAUGGGAUUCACUAUAAAUAUGGGCAAAUUACAGAAUAAUUCUAAUUUUAACUUUCAAGUUGAAGUGAUUACCAGUAAUCAUUAUACCCAGAAUCAUGAUUCCAGUGAUAGACACCACCAGUUUAGCCAUAACUUUAGUUCAAAGUUAUAGGCAUAAUAUAUUGUUGAAUCAAGAUUAAGAGUGCUAUGCAUCAUAUGAUCCUUUUUGUUGUGGAUUAAAUUCUGUUCCCUGAAAAGAUAUGUUAAAGUCCUAAACCAAAGUACCUCUGAAUGUGACCUUAUUUGGAAAUAGGGUCUUUGCAUAUGUAAUCCAGUUCACAUGAGUUCAUACUGAAUUGGGGUGGGGGGGCAUAAUCCAAUAUCACUGAUGUGCUUGUAAGAAAUGGAAAAAAGACAGACACACAGAUGCAGAAAGUAGAACGUAUUGUGAACAUGACCAUGUGAAGACAGAGUCAAAGAUUGGAGUUACGCUGCUACAAGCGAAGAAAUUCCUUGGGCAACCAGAAGCUAGGAAGAGGCAAAGAAGGAUUCUUCCCUAGAACUUUCAGAACCUUGCUGACACCUUGAUUUUAGACCUGUGGCCUCCAAAAUUGUGAGAGUAAAUCUCUGUUGAUUUAAGCCACUCAGUUUGUGGUAUUUUGUGACAGCCACUCUAGGAAACUAAUAUUUUGUUUUUUCUAAAAAUAGUGGUAGACAUAGGGAGCUUAUAUAUUUGUUUAUGUUCAAAUGAGGAUAACAAGAGGUAAGACAUAUAAUCGUCAGACUCAUACUAUUGCUUUCUUUUGGGGGGAAAACUAAGAGCUUAAUUCUUUACAUACCUGUAAUUUAUCACUUCUUACAAUAAGCGUAUAUUUUUAAUUUUAAAAAUAUUUGAUAAAGAAAUUUAAUGGGUUGGGGGUAGUGAGUUCCAAUUUUAAAUAAGCAUUUAAAUUAUAUUCUACAACAUAUUUAGCAAUUUGGAUAGAAAGAGACUUAUGAGGGCCCUUUAAAAAAGUGAAACCAGUACCCCCAACAAGGGGUUGAAAUCUAGUUGAUCCUAAAGUACAAAGUCUAAGAAGAGACUUGUGAGGGAAAAGUAUACAUACAGAAGAUGACUAAAAUUGUAGGGAUGGCAGGCCUCAGUAUGUUCACACAGGAAUUUGCUCCCACCACUCAUAGCAACAAUCCCCUCCAUGGAGAUAUGCUGCUACUGUUCCUACGCCACCUAAAGUUUUUCCUUACAAGUGGGACAAAAAAAGGGGGGAAGAUAAAGGAUGACUUCAUUCACCAACAUUUGGCUCAGCACCACUUUCUUUUCCUACCUCAACUUCUCUCCUUUUGCUCUCAGACUAAAAAGCAGAAAACAAAUGUGGUAAGAGAGAGCAAGACACUUAGCAGGAUUUAAACCCUAAUGCCAUAUAACCUAAAUGAUGCAACUUGGGACUGGAAUGGGUCUUGGGCCCUGCAUACCACUGGGCCACUGCUUCUACAAAUGGUCGCUGGUGCAGAUUAAUAAAUCAAGCAUCAGAUUUGCCCAGAUUUAGGGAGCUGCAUGAUUCAUUUCUGUCCCUAGCACAUAGACUUCAGUAGUAGCAGCAACAACUUGCCUCAUUGUCCAUAAACAUGGGUUUGAAUUCCAGGGUCAUGAUCUAGGAAUCCUGGGCUUCUUGUGAUGAAAAAUUUAAGCCCAGACUGAGGGCAAUAAAACUAUUCCUUUCAGUCUCAAGCAGAUAGUGGUAGUGAGCUGAGAGUUUGGGGGAGGGGGACAAAAAGAAAAGGGUAAGGUUCUUGCCAGGAGUCUGUAGACACAGCUGACAAGUAACUCACUGAAGUGAAGGAUAGGUAAGAAGAAAAUAUUCAGGAUGAAGCUUGGAGAGAAGACAGAAAAUACACAUAACAGGAUAAGAGACAUGGAAACAGAAGUUCUAAAGUAUAUCACAUUAGAAUAACAAAAAGAGAGAGGAAUAAUGGGGAAGAUGCAAUAUUUGAAAAGAUUAUAGCUGAGAACUUUCCAAAAUUUAGGAAACACACUUACAGGCACAGAGUCAAGAAGUCUUAUGAACCCCAAACAAAAUAAAGAGGCACAUCAUGAAAAAAUUGUUGAAAACAAAUGACAAAGAAAAAAUCUGAAAACUGCCAAAGCAGGUUAAAAACAGGCUACUGAAAACGAAGUAACAAUCAGAACCUAGCUUUUCAACAGAAAAAUUGAAGCCAGAAGACAAUGAGACCAUAUCUUUUAGGUGUUGACCAAAAAUAACUGCAUCCUGUGAUUCUGUACCCAGCAAAAAUAUCUCUCAAGAAUAUGAGGGAGAAAAUUUUCAGGCGUGAUAGUAAUGAAUUUGUCAAAACUCAUUUGUUUGUACACUUAUGGUUUGUUCAUUUCAUUGUAUAUAUUUUUUCCUUCAAAAAAAUAAACACUGAACUCUAGUUAAUGUGCAUGCUUAAGUAUUUAGGAAUAGAGUGUAGUGAUGACUGUAAUUUACUUUGAAAUGCAUCCAAAAAUGUAAUGUGGAUUGAUAGUUAGUGGAUGAAUAGAUGGUCCUUGUAAAAUUCUUUACUUUUCUGUCUUUAAAAAAUGUCUUAAAUGUUGAGUAAGAAAUAAAAGAAGAAAUUUUCAAACAAAA